UAAUCAAGCUAUGCAGACUCAGGAGAUCUUUGUAGCUGCAGCUCAAAAAUGUUUGUCCACCAAAAGGAAAUGUUUGUCACUUUCUCAGAGUCUUGACUUGGCUGCUCAGCUCUCAGCUGUUGAUCAGGCAGUGAAACCGGCGCUGCUCUACGACGCCAACGGCGCCAGUGCAGAGCAAGUGCAUCAGUAUUUGCGCCUGUGUCAGUCGUCUCAGCUCGUGUCCAAAUCGCUGGUCAUAUUGGACUUGAAUGGUAACAGCAUCAUUGUUAAUCCACGCAUAGUAUCCUACAAUCUGGCCCAGGUGCUUCAAAAUGGCGGACCCGUGGUGAUUGACGUCUGCCUUUCGCAGAGGAAACCCACUGUUGUGGAUCCAGUCAGAGGAGGGCUGAAGAGCAUCGCACAAGAUCUGCUUGAUCUCCUCAGAAGGUUAGACACAGCAAAUAAUGUUCCAUAUGUGGCAGAAAGAUCAGAUGAGUGGAACUUGAGCACGGUCUUUGGACUCUUACUGGGCUACCCCGUCACCUACUGGUUCGAUCAGACAAAGAGCUUUGAGAACUGCCUCUCUAUGACCCCCCUGAUGGUGACCUCAGUGCACGCGACAUGGCGAGUAGAUGCCACCAGCCACAAAUGUCGCUUGUAUUCGUUUAGCAUCCCCACCGUCGUGCAGAAUGAGAUACAGUCCAAUCUGGAGGACUGGAAGCUUGGCGUUCAAGAGAGAUUCCAGCAACAAAAUGUCCUCAAACACCUCACUGUUUGUCAGUCUGUAGUCACUUUACCUUCAGUCUGUUUGUGACUCAUCAUUACCUUGAAUUCAUGACUCCCAAUAAAAUGUCCAAGAAGC
Nerophis ophidion (straightnose pipefish) is the source of this 841-nucleotide messenger RNA. RefSeq names its product linkage group 16 C1orf74 homolog (gene lg16h1orf74). Lineage: Eukaryota; Metazoa; Chordata; Actinopteri; Syngnathiformes; Syngnathidae. The transcript has a single exon. The record is from RefSeq and is a predicted model, not a curated record. The coding region runs from base 11 to 793 and encodes 260 amino acids.